Messenger RNA from Puccinia triticina, 507 nucleotides. RefSeq lists its product as uncharacterized. The record is from RefSeq and is a predicted model, not a curated record. The transcript has 7 exons. Lineage: Eukaryota; Fungi; Basidiomycota; Pucciniomycetes; Pucciniales; Pucciniaceae. The coding region runs from base 1 to 507 and encodes 168 amino acids.
AUGACACCGGAGAUCCAGGCCUUGGAAUGUGGGAUGAACACACGGCUUGUGUAUCCUCAUAUUCAACUUUUUUCUUGGUUCAAGGUUAACCAUAAUGAGGAUCAUUACCAUGGCUGUCCUUAUGGAGACUGUUGGGCUUUCACAACAUUUCCAGGACCCGAUGACUUGGAAAUUGAUUUUACCUGGUCUCAUACUCGGGAGGAAUUUCAGGAACUCUUUGAAACAUCUGGGGUUAAGCUAAUUUACGACCCCCAAACUGGUGCUUUUGGCUAUGAGCAGAGCCUCAGUGGCAAAUUUUUUGAUGGACCAAUCCCCUCGAACACGCUUCAACUGCUUCACAAUGAGAAUUAUCCCCACUUUGAUCCCCAAAGCAUCCACGGAUGGCCUAAAGGUGCUGCUGAUUGUUUCAUGUGGGGCAAAGAGCCGCCUCAUAUUAAAUGUGGUCUACCAUGCCGGCUGAACAAAGAUCCUGGAAUGAACUCCGGUGUAUACGGUUCCAAGAUGUGA